Aspergillus puulaauensis is the source of this 1890-nucleotide messenger RNA. Its product is annotated as fungal specific transcription factor domain-containing protein. The transcript has 4 exons. Gene Ontology annotation, biological process: DNA-templated transcription. Gene Ontology annotation, molecular function: DNA binding; zinc ion binding; DNA-binding transcription factor activity, RNA polymerase II-specific. Lineage: Eukaryota; Fungi; Ascomycota; Eurotiomycetes; Eurotiales; Aspergillaceae. Bases 1 to 1890 code for a protein of 629 amino acids. Gene Ontology annotation, cellular component: nucleus. The record is from RefSeq and is a predicted model, not a curated record.
AUGGACCGCAAUCCAGCGGACGCCUGCCGUACGCGCAAAUAUAGGUCGCGCCGCCAGAGACCAUGUGACAAUUGCCGGCGGCGCCGAGUGUGCUGCUUACGCACAGAGAAUGAACCCUGCUCCCUAUGUCGGAGCCGCGGUCUACAGUGUACUUUUGUGUCUUUGCCGAAUCCAAAGUUCCGUGCAUUGGUGUCGGCAGAUGAAAUAGAUCAAGGAACUACUCAACGGUUACCGGCCGGGGGAGAAACCGUGGACAAGGUCGCUUCCAGCGGUCCGGGGACGGGGAAGACGGAGGAGACCUUGCAAUAUGUUGGCCUAACGGGUGACCAGGAUCCCUUCAUUCUGCGAUUCUGCCGAACGAAGCGUAUCGAGGGGAGUACUGGCAUCCAAUGGACUUGCCAUCACCUUGGGAAUGAUCCGCGACGGCCGGUCAGCUUUACCAGUGUCCCUGACCUGCACCUCGAAGCGCGCCCCAGCUACUAUCCUCGGAGUCCUAUCGUGGAAUUGCUGCCCUCUAAUCGUAGCAGCCUGGUGGACACCUUCUUCAAGAUCGUCCAUCCGGCUUUGCCGAUGCUUGAUCCUCGACCGCUGCAGAAUUCUACUACAUCCUCCACCCUCCUCGCUUCGGUGUUUGCACUAGCUCACCCUUAUUGCAUAGAGGCACAGAGCCUGGAUCCUUGGGACUUUAUAGACUUCGUCAGCCAGGCACUGCCGAUCGAAGCGCGGAAUGUCAAGCUCGAAACCAUUGAGGCAGCCCUGUUGCACGCGCAACGCCACACAUAUAUCUUUCGAGCGCCAACCAUGCCCGGGUUGUGGUCUGACAUGGGGUCAAUUGUCGGUAUGAGCUAUGACAUCGGCCUCAAUAUAGAUGCCACAAACUGGGACAUCCCAGAAGACCAGAAGAAACAGAGGAAGAGACUUUGGUGGACCGUAUACGUCCAGGAGAAGUGGACGGCCCUUACCCUGGGUCGACCGUCUUAUAUCAAUGAUGACCAGCAUGACGUGGAACAGCUACAGACCAUUGAUAUCAUUCCUGCGCCGAACGCACCGCAGGGCACUGAACUGUUUCCUGCGAGGGUGUUUGUCGCCGCAGCUCGACUGACGACUAUCCUGGCGGAUAUAUUGUCCCGGCUGUAUACUGUCAAGGCGACAAAGGCACUUCAAGAGCUAUCGGCAGAACAAGUGGGUGUGAUCGCCAGCGAUUUCAUCAGUCGGCUUGAACAAUGGAAGGAGGCGCUUUUCAAUCCUCUACUAGGGAAUAAUACUAUGUAUGAUCCGACAGGUAAUUUGCAGCUGCUGUACUUUACAGCGGAAAUCACUCUCCUUCGGGCUCUCCUCCGAACGACAGCCGGUAAUGAGUUCCGGCAACGGUCUGCUGCCCUCAUCUCAAAUGUAGUCCACUGGUUGCGGAACCUCCAGGUCAACUCUCUAUCGGCCUUUUGGUGGAUGAGCUCUAGAAUCAGCUUCGCCAUCGCAGGAGGAUUCAUGAUUGGCAUGUUCCUUUCCGCUACGGCCGAGGAGGAUGGGGAGUAUUGGAUGGUACAGCUCAAUCUCUAUCGCGAUCUGCUCAAGGCGCAUUCGGUAAACUUCGAUAUCACAAAAUUGGCAGCUAUCAGGCUCGACUUGAUGCUUCAGCGAGAAAAUGGGGAGAAAGCUGAAGAGGAGAUACCUCACAUUUCAGAGGCACAAGGCCCAGGAACUCGGGAUCAAGAUGAAAUCCAUUAUCCAUCUUCAGCUGCAGCUGACGAUAAUAUAGUCCUCGAGCCAGUGACUAUCACUGGGAGCCAGCAAGUACGAGAUGACUUCCAAAUCGAUCCGUUCGUGGCAUUCGGGAGCACUUACGGACUUGAAUGGAGCGAGAACCUGGAUUUCGAUAUUCUGUUUCCUUAA